Messenger RNA from Umbelopsis ramanniana AG, 1185 nucleotides. RefSeq lists its product as uncharacterized. The record is from RefSeq and is a predicted model, not a curated record. The coding region runs from base 1 to 1185 and encodes 394 amino acids. Gene Ontology annotation, molecular function: aspartic-type endopeptidase activity. NCBI's taxonomy places the organism in Eukaryota, Fungi, Mucoromycota, Umbelopsidomycetes, Umbelopsidales, Umbelopsidaceae. The transcript is spliced from 2 exons. Gene Ontology annotation, biological process: proteolysis.
AUGCGCUCGCCUUUACUUUAUUUUUCUGGUAUCGGUGGUUUUUUAUUAUUCGGCAUACAAGCUUUGCCAGCACCUAGAUCAUUUUCCGUUCCUUUAAAGCGUAGUUCUACCUCAUCUCUCGUCAAGCGAGGAGUAGCCUCACAUUCGCUGUGGAAUGAAGCACCGCUAACAUAUCUUAUUGACGUCAAUAUCGGAACCCCAGCACAAACCAUCACCGUUGUCUUUGACACAGGCUCCGCUGAUCUAUGGGUACCAUCAGCGUCUUGUACUACAGCAAAUGGAUGUAUGGGCAAGACAUUUGAUCAUACGAAAUCGCCCACACUUGUCAACUUGACGAUACCUUUUAAUAUCCAAUACGGCUCUGGCUACGACAAUGGAUCAUAUGUCACGGAUGUUGUGAGUAUUGGAAACUUUACGGUCGGUGAUCAGACACUGGCACUUGUAUACAGUGCAUUCAAUACUAUUCAGCCUGCAAAAUCUACACCGUACGUUGAUGGUAUCCUUGGGAUGUCUUGGGAUACAGGUGUCUAUGGGGCUAGGCACAAUUUUAUAUACCCUCCGUUCAUUUAUGGGCUCUAUUCGACUGGUCAGAUACCCACCAUGUCGUUUGGCAUGCACCUCGGCAACGUGUACUCUAAGGCUUAUGCCGGCACUGUCACUUUCGGAGGCUACAAUACCACACAGUUUACUGGAAAUCUUCAAUACUUGCCGGCUCAACCUGAAACCUAUCAUAAUAUUACUAGCUUUGUACAUUGGACUGUAUACGGGCAGUCCUUCAAGCUUCAGCAAUCUAACACAACACAUGAAUUCGAAGAUGGAUCUGCACUAGUACUUCUCGAUAGCGGCGAUAACUUUUUGUCGCCUGACAACACAUCUUACAUCGUUUCAUGCGACCUUUUAAACUCCACUGAAAUGAUCAAUGUUGUUUUUCCUAGUGUUGAAGGAUACGCGGCUGUCACACUGCAGACACCUGUCAAGGAUCUGAUAAUCGGCUACACUGAUGGAGUGAAUUAUACAUGUGAGCUUGGUCUAGCGGCCGUAGGCGGUCCACCGUAUAUUCUUGGCGAUGUCUUUUUGCGCAGUUGGUACGCCUACUACGAUUUUACGAACAAGCAAGUUGGCCUCGCCCAGGCUCUCAAUAGUAACGAUACCCAAUAUUAUUAUAAUAUCUCUGAUUUUCAAUAG